AUGCUCCCGCCAGUCGAUCCAGCUUUGCUGCAGCGCAAUCCGAAUUUCGAGAUCUUGUAUAAAGAUCUUUGCACUAGGAAGCUCAAUCCAAAUGGCUCGACGCGGGAGACGAAGAAGCAGCGCGUGCAUGAUGAGAUUCGCAGGGCCCUAUCCGCAGCUCGCACAUCCCUCCUCACAACCCAAAUCCUCAUCGACACCCUCUCAGACCUCCCCUCCAAAGCAGCCGACCUCCCCCCAGAACUGCACUCUCUAAUCGACAUCGCCACCGCCCAACUCCGCGGCCAAAUCCCUUCUUCAGACCGAGAAAUUCUCUCCACAGACCUCGAAGCCUUCAUGACAAACAGCGACAUAAUCAGCGAAUCCCUCUCGACCCUCCUCACAAAAACCACUUCCUACCUCUGUAAAAUCGCCGAUCCACUCAACCCCCCAUCCCCCCAAGACCUCAGUGCAAGAGCAAAUACCCUGCAAACCGACGCGACGCUCACUCUCCCGGACGAACUUCAAACCGCGCAUCUAAAUCUAACACACAGCUUCACCGUCCUCCUAGCCACGCACUCCACCCUCCUCACCACCGCCAUCAAGAUCCUCGAGCAAACGCAACAAGGCGCUUUAGCCCGGCACACGCGGUCCUCGGCCGACUUGUUGCACGCACGCUCCGUACUCCUCGGUCUGCAAGCCAAAAUCCACACGUACAGCCAUCCCCCUCCGGCAGAAUUUGUGGAUGCGCUGCGCCAGUUUAAGAAGAGUCAGGGGAGCGGGGAGAAGGCGCUGAGGGAUCGUGAGGCGCUGGCGAGGCAGGAGCUCCAGCUUUAUGAGCGCGCGGGGGAGAAAGGGAUGAGGGAGUUGGCGAGGCGGAAGGAGUGGAUUUUGGCAGAGGUGGCGAGGGUUGAGGAGGAGGUGAGAAAGUUGGAACGAGGGGGUUGA
Bipolaris oryzae ATCC 44560 is the source of this 924-nucleotide messenger RNA. RefSeq lists its product as uncharacterized. Bases 1 to 924 code for a protein of 307 amino acids. The record is from RefSeq and is a predicted model, not a curated record. Lineage: Eukaryota; Fungi; Ascomycota; Dothideomycetes; Pleosporales; Pleosporaceae. The transcript has 2 exons.